Molecule: messenger RNA, 2385 nt
Organism: Rosa rugosa (rugosa rose)
Lineage: Eukaryota; Viridiplantae; Streptophyta; Magnoliopsida; Rosales; Rosaceae
Product: F-box/LRR-repeat protein 3-like
Exons: 8
Coding region: 120-2168 (682 amino acids)
Biological process (GO): SCF-dependent proteasomal ubiquitin-dependent protein catabolic process
Cellular component (GO): SCF ubiquitin ligase complex
Molecular function (GO): protein binding
Source: RefSeq, a predicted model, not a curated record
ACCAGAAUUUUCCUACCAACGGUUUUGCUUCAAAGCCUCAGAAACUCCAUCUCCACCUAUAUAAAAAAAAAACGUCUUCAUUCCUCAUCCAAAAAUCCCAACAAUUAAUCCACACACAAAUGGCAACAACAACAACAACAAAACUGAAACGCUCUUCUUGCCUUCAAUCCAUCAAGAGCCAAAAGGCCGUUUUGAACACCCACACCAACUUCUUCCAUUUCCUCUCAGAUGAACUCAUCUUCAUAAUCCUGGACUUCCUCACCCCAAACCCAAUUGACAGAAAGUCCUUCUCUCUAGUCUGCAAGUCCUUCUACUCCCUAGAAUCCAAACACCGCCGCACCCUGACCCCUCUCCGCUCCGACCACCUCCCCACAAUCCUGACCCGGUACCCAUCUGUCACCCGCGUCGAUCUCACGCUCUGCCCUCGGAUCACAGACGCUUCCCUCAUCACAAUCUCAAAUGCGUGCAAGUCCAACCUCCAAAGCAUCGAUCUUUCCCGGUCCAAGUACUUCUCCGGAGCCGGGCUACAGAGCUUGGCCCUGAAUUGCAAGAAUAUGGUGGAGAUUGACUUAUCCAAUGCGACGGAGCUCCGAGACUCGGCCGCUGCGGCUCUGGCCGAGGCCAAGAACUUGGAGAGGCUCUGGUUGGGAAGGUGCAAGAUGAUUACGGACAUGGGUGUGGGGUGCAUAGCGGUUGGUUGUAGGAAGUUGAAAUUGAUUAGCUUAAAAUGGUGCCUCGGUGUUGGUGACUUGGGAAUUGAGUUGCUUGCGCUCAAGUGUAAAGAUCUUCAAAGUUUGGAUCUGUCUUACCUGCCGAUCACAGAAAAAUGUUUACCGUCGAUCUUCAAGUUACCGCAUCUUGAGGAUUUGGUUCUAGAAGGAUGCUUUGGCAUCGAUGAUGACAGCCUUGCAGCCCUCAAACAUGGGUGCAAGUCGCUAAAGAAGCUUGACAUAUCAAGUUGUCAGAACAUUAGUCAUAAUGGUUUGGCUUCCCUAACUAGUGGUGGAGUUCUAGAGCAACUCGUAUUGUCCCAUGGCUCUCCUGUGACUCUUGCUCUUGCUGAUAGUUUGAAAAAGCUACCGAUGUUGCAGUCAAUCAAAUUAGAUGGUUGCUCAAUUACUUAUGCUGGACUGCAAGCGAUUGGAAACUGGUGUGUGUCAUUAAGGGAGCUGAGCUUAAGUAAAUGUCCUGGGGUGACAGAUGAGGGGCUCUCCUCCCUUUUGACGAAACACAAAGAUCUGCAGAAGUUAGACAUCACGUGUUGCCGAAUGAUAACUUAUACUUCCAUAGAUCGUAUUACAUUAUCAUGCACCGCACUCACUUCUCUUAGGAUGGAGUCAUGCACCCUGGUUCCAAGAGAAGCAUUCGUCCUCAUUGGGCAGAGAUGCCGUUUUCUUGAGGAGAUUGACAUAACAGAUAAUGAAGUUGAUGAUGAAGGUUUGAAGUCGAUCUCCAGAUGUUCAGAACUCUCCAGCUUAAAACUAGGAAUUUGCCUAAACAUAACUGACGAGGGAGUUGCUCAGGUUGGCAUGUGCUGCUCGAAACUUGUAGAGCUCGAUUUGUACAGGUGCACGGGAAUUUCAGAUUCAGGCAUUUCAGCCAUUGCUCGUGGUUGUCUUGGGCUCGAGAUGAUUAAUAUAGCUUACUGUAAAGACAUUACUGAUAGUUCACUAAUCUCAUUGUCGAAAUGCUCAAGUUUGAACACAGUAGAAAGUCGAGGAUGUCCUCUUAUCACAUCUUUGGGUCUAGCUGCAAUUGCUGUGGGAUGCAAGCAAUUGGUCAAGCUGGACAUAAAAAAGUGCAUCAAUAUUGAUGAUGCUGGGAUGAUCCCGCUUGCUCACUUCUCUCAGAACCUUAGACAGAUUAAUUUGUCAUAUACUUCUGUUACGGAUGUCGGGCUGUUGUCCCUAGCCAGCAUCAGCUGCCUGCAGAGCUUAACCAUCUUGCAUUUGAAGGGCUUGACCGCUAGUGGGCUUGCAGCUGCCUUAUUGGUAUGCGGAGGGCUAACAAAAGUAAAGCUCCAGGCAACCUUCAAGUCAUUGUUACCCCAAGCUCUUUUCGAACAUUUAGAAGCACGCGGUUGUCUGUUUCUGUGGAGAGAUAAAUUUUUCCGGGCUGAACUCGACCCUCAGUGUUGGAAAUUACAGUUGGAAGAUAACAUACCGUGAGUUACCUGAAGAAGCAGGCUCUCUUUAAACUCCUAAAAUAAGGUCCGGUUCUUUGCUAACCUGAAGAUGCCAACUACGUAUACUGUUUAUACAAAGUAGCAGUUAAUAUCCGCUUUUUUGCUUGGGCGCUUGGCUUUGUAAUUUCUCCUUCAGAAUCUCAAAACAUGUAUAAAAGAAGGUUUCAAGUGAAUGGAUUCUCUGGAAGUUGAGUUAUGAA